CGGGCAACAAAACACUGCUCUCUUCCUCCACUCCUCCGGACACAGAGUAAAUUCGAACAUCCAGGACGGUUUCCACGAGAACAAAAACACAGAGAGUGGAUUCGUCACCGGAAUCGACGCCACGGAACGAUGUGGAAGCUGUCGUGAUAUGGAACUGUGAUAAUUAGUGCUAUCUAUUCGGAUGAACAGCGUCUGACCGACUGUAGAUACUUCACGAAUUCCCGCUAUGUCUUUGGAACAGACAGCUUGUGAAGACUUGAAAGCUUUUGAGCGACGUCUCACUGAAAUCGUCCAAUUCCUGCAGCCGCCGACGACGCAAUGGCGGGUAGCGCUGGCUGGAGUUUUCAUUUGCGCUCUGUUCGGUGCGUAUAAGUGGGUCUUCGACCCUGAAACGUCGCGGGUAUCCCUCUCGGAAUCGCUUUGGAUCCAUUGGUUCUUCUCGCUGUCCGUGGCACUUUUGCUAAUUCUUUUCGCUUGCGGUGUACAUCGACGGGUCGUCAUGCCACAAAUCAUCAUUCAGAGAGCCCGGACGGUCCUCUCUGAGUUCAACCUCAACUGCGACGACAACGGUCGCCUCAUUCUGAAGCCGAGGCCUCAACAGUGACUGGACACUUAUCGAACGGUCUGCGCCUCGAGAAGCUUCGUCCUCUUCGAUCCGGAGCGGAUUUCGACCGAAGCCCAAUAUGGAUGACCGACGCGAGUAAUUGUUUUUUGGGGAAAUGCGCGGAAACAGACAAAGUCACCGCGGCUCCCUGAGCAGGAUGUCGCUCGCCCCGAUGUGCAGAUGAAGCGUUUCGCAGAUCAUAAGCAGAAGAUUUUGCACAAAGAUUUAAGAUAAUAAUAUACCUAUAGAGAGAACUCACACGAUUUCAGGAUUUCCUUUAUCAUCUCAAUAGGAAAUUCAAGAAAUGAUGAAUAAAGUGAGUUUUUGUUCCGAA
Messenger RNA from Galendromus occidentalis (western predatory mite), 938 nucleotides. RefSeq names its product nuclear envelope phosphatase-regulatory subunit 1. The record is from RefSeq and is a predicted model, not a curated record. The transcript has 3 exons. The coding region runs from base 227 to 604 and encodes 125 amino acids. NCBI's taxonomy places the organism in Eukaryota, Metazoa, Arthropoda, Arachnida, Mesostigmata, Phytoseiidae. Gene Ontology annotation, cellular component: cytoplasm; Nem1-Spo7 phosphatase complex.